AUGACGGAAGACAAGAAUUGGACCGGGGUGCUUGUGGAGGCGGAGGACACCAACUAUCAGCGCCUGCUGGCCAAGCACAGGAGGGCCCGCCUCCUGAACGCCUGCCUCGCACCGACGCCAUACCCGCAGCAGCUGGCGUUUGAACAUAUCCCGGGUACAUUAAUAUCAUAUGUGUUCCCCGGGUUUACCAGAGAAGACUUGGAUGACAAAAUGCGUCUGAAGCAGUGUUACCCGCUCUACUCGAUUUUGGCGGCUGCGGGACUGACUUCGUUGGACUUUCUCAGUCUGGAUAUCGAGGGCAUUGAUCACCUCGUUCUCAAGAGCUUGCCAUGGAAAAAGGUCGAUAUAAAGAUGGUGAUGGUCGAGUACGUAACUCCGGGGACCGUCUUUCCCAACGGGUCGUUCAAUCCAGAGUUCGAGAAGCCCAUCAAGGACAUUAUGUUCGCCAAUGAUUAUGUGCUGGCAAAACAAUUACCUACCGAUAUGAUAUUUGUGAAGAAUGGAAGUGUGUUUGAUAGAUCAUAAUACAUAGUAAUUUGUACA
Messenger RNA from Amphibalanus amphitrite, 543 nucleotides. RefSeq names its product protein Star-like. The transcript is spliced from 5 exons. The record is from RefSeq and is a predicted model, not a curated record. The coding region runs from base 1 to 525 and encodes 174 amino acids. Lineage: Eukaryota; Metazoa; Arthropoda; Thecostraca; Balanomorpha; Balanidae.